AUGUAUGGAGAUCUAGCUAAUAAACUGGUUCUUGAGGCCAAGCGCACAAAGCAGUUGCAAAGUCGAAGCGGUGACGGUUAUAAGCUGCCUAUGUACCAUGAAGAGCUUGUACAGGGGAUCCUGAAGGAAGUGGGACAACUAAAAAAAAACAGCGAGUAUUUAAAAGAACAACAGCUGCUGGGGAAUCUCGAGGAUAAGGUUUCCAAAUGCCAGUUUUUUGUCACUCUACUGUGUUUGGAGCGCAACAAGCGUUGUUUACUGGCCUACCAAAAGAUGAGGGCAGACAUUUUAGAUAAAAUUGCCUGGGACAACAACGGAUUGGAUCUUCUCUCAGAUCUGAAGGGCACAGAACAGGUAUCAACUAAUAUUUCGCCAGAUGAACAAGAGUAUUUGAAGGAGUAUCUCGAUCUGUUGACGGACUUGAAAAGCGGUGAACUGGCAGAUAUAGAUCUUUCAGGCAGUCUGACACCUCCGAGUGAUGUUUUCAUAGAUGUCCGAGUCCUGAAGGAGGCCGGGGAGAUUCAGACCGAGUAUGGCGUGUUCAAUCUGAUCAAAGAUUCGCAGUUUUUCGUCAGGCAAGCGGACGUCGAGAGAUUGAUCCAGCAGGGCUACCUGCAAAAGAUCUAG
Messenger RNA from Torulaspora globosa, 627 nucleotides. It is a transcript of the gene PSF1, whose product is annotated as DNA replication protein PSF1. Bases 1 to 627 code for a protein of 208 amino acids. Gene Ontology annotation, cellular component: GINS complex. The transcript has a single exon. Lineage: Eukaryota; Fungi; Ascomycota; Saccharomycetes; Saccharomycetales; Saccharomycetaceae. The record is from RefSeq and is a predicted model, not a curated record. Gene Ontology annotation, biological process: DNA strand elongation involved in mitotic DNA replication; DNA replication.